Molecule: messenger RNA, 4779 nt
Organism: Cololabis saira (Pacific saury)
Lineage: Eukaryota; Metazoa; Chordata; Actinopteri; Beloniformes; Belonidae
Gene: aclyb
Product: ATP citrate lyase b
Exons: 30
Coding region: 163-3528 (1121 amino acids)
Biological process (GO): citrate metabolic process; acetyl-CoA biosynthetic process; tricarboxylic acid cycle
Cellular component (GO): cytosol
Molecular function (GO): ATP citrate synthase activity
Source: RefSeq, a predicted model, not a curated record
GCGUCAUCGGUGGCGAGGCGAUGGUUCGACAGGAGAGACAAACGGGCUGAGGUACAAGACAAUUGACACUGUAGCAGUGCUAUUUGUGGACAGGACACGAAGCCUUUACUCCAAGGAGGUGGUAUAUUCAUUGAGAAAGGUUUUCUGCUAACCAGCGCUGUCAUGUCUGCUAAAGCCAUAUCAGAGCAGACUGGGAAGGAGUUCUUAUACAAGUACAUUUGCACCUCAGCAGCUGUGCAGAACCGUUUCCGCUUUGCUUGUGUAACUGCUGAGACGGACUGGGACCGGCUCACACAGGAGCAGCCAUGGCUGCUGACAGAGAGGCUGGUGGUGAAGCCAGAUCAACUGAUCAAAAGACGUGGGAAGCUUGGGCUGAUUGGCAUCAAUUUGGACCUGGAGGGUGUCAAAGAGUGGCUCAGAACCCACCUUAUGAAAGAGACCACUGUGGGAAAGGCAAAAGGUGUGCUAAAGAACUUCCUCAUUGAGCCAUUUGUUCCACAUACACAGGAGGAAGAGUUUUAUGUGUGUAUCUAUGCCACCCGUGAGGGCGACCACAUCCUUUUCCACCACGAGGGAGGUGUGGAUGUGGGUGACGUGGACGUCAAGGCCCAGAAGCUGCUGGUUUCAGUGGAUGAAAAACUCAGUGAGGACCAGGUCACUGAGCAGCUCCUCACACAUGUUCCUGAUGACAAGAAAGAAGUUCUGGCCAGUUUUAUCGUGGGCAUUUUCAACUUGUACGAAAAUCUCUAUUUCACCUACCUUGAGAUCAACCCUCUCGUUGUCACUGAAAAUAAAGUGUACGUCCUCGAUAUGGCAGCCAAGAUUGAUGCCACAGCAGAUUACAUCUGCAAGGCUCAGUGGGGUGAUGUUCAGUUUCCUCCACCCUUUGGCAGAGAAGCAUAUCCAGAGGAGGCCUACAUAGCUGAUCUGGAUGCAAAGAGCGGGGCCAGUCUGAAGCUGACUCUGUUGAACCCUCGGGGCAGGAUCUGGACCAUGGUGGCUGGAGGAGGCGCAUCAGUGGUCUACAGCGACACAAUCUGUGACCUUGGCGGGGUGGAUGAGCUGGCCAACUAUGGCGAAUACUCUGGUGCUCCCAGUGAACAGCAAACUUACGACUAUGCGAAAACCAUCCUUGCUCUCAUGACUCGAGAGAAGCAUUCUCAAGGUAAAGUUUUAAUCAUCGGAGGAAGCAUUGCAAACUUCACCAAUGUAGCAGCGACAUUCAAGGGUAUUGUCAGGGCCAUUAAAGAUUACCAAGGUCCUCUGAAGGAGCACGAGGUCAGAAUAUUUGUGCGACGUGGCGGGCCCAACUAUCAAGAAGGUCUGAGGGUCAUGGGAGAAGUGGGGAAGACCACGGGUAUUCCUAUUCACGUGUUUGGUACUGAAACCCAUAUGACCGCCAUCGUUGGGAUGGCUCUGGGGCACCGGCCGAUACCCAACCAGCCUCCGAUGGAUGCACAUACGGCAAACUUCCUCCUCAAUGCCAGCAACAAUGCAGUGACUCCAGCUAAUACCAGAUCAGCUUCAUUCUCUGAGACCAAGACGACCAAUGAUGUCACACCGGCCAAAAAGUCUAAAGCAGGUCUUCCAGCAGACUCUCUUCAUUCUUUACUGUGGCCUCUGAAGAAUAUGGUCACAGGCGAUUGGAAAGAAGCUCAAGCCUCUUCAGGCUGCAGCGGAGCCAAAGCAACCACACUGUUCAGCAAACACACCAAGGCCAUUGUCUGGGGCAUGCAGACACGUGCUGUGCAGGGCAUGCUGGAUUUUGACUAUGUCUGCUCCCGGGAAGAACCAUCCGUGGCCGCCAUGGUGUACCCCUUCACUGGAGAUCACAAGCAGAAGUUCUACUGGGGCCACAAAGAGAUCUUGCUGCCGGUCUAUAAGAACAUGGCUGAUGCCAUGAAGAAGCACUCUGAAGUUGAUGUUCUUAUUAGCUUUGCCUCACUGCGCUCAGCCUUUGACAGCACAGUGGAGGCCAUGCAAUACCCUCAGAUUCACACCAUUGCCAUCAUAGCCGAAGGCAUCCCUGAAGCUCAGACGAGGAGGAUGAUCAAGAUGGCUGACGAGAAAGGCGUCACCAUCAUUGGCCCUGCAACAGUCGGUGGCAUCAAACCGGGUUGCUUCAAGAUUGGAAACACAGGCGGGAUGUUGGACAACAUCUUGGCGUCUAAACUGUACCGACCUGGUAGCGUGGCAUAUGUGUCUCGCUCAGGAGGAAUGUCCAAUGAGCUGAACAACAUCAUCUCACGCACUACAGACGGUGUCUAUGAGGGCGUAGCCAUCGGAGGAGACAGAUAUCCAGGAUCUACCUUCAUGGACCAUGUUCUGCGUUACCAGGACACUCCAGGGAUUAAGAUGAUGGUGGUGCUGGGAGAGAUUGGAGGCACGGAGGAAUACAAAAUCUGCCAAGGCAUUACAGAGGGCAGAAUCACCAAACCUGUGGUGUGCUGGUGUAUUGGAACUUGUGCUACCAUGUUUGCCUCAGAGGUUCAGUUUGGCCAUGCAGGAGCGUGUGCCAACCAGGCCUCAGAGACAGCAGUGGCUAAAAAUCAGGCUCUAAGGGAUGCUGGAGCUUUUGUACCAAAGAGCUUUGAUGAGCUGGGAAAUGUCAUAAGGACUGUAUAUGAUGAACUGGUGGCCAACGGUACCAUCGUCCCUGCCCAGGAGGUGCCUCCUCCAACUGUACCUAUGGAUUAUUCCUGGGCCAGGGAAUUGGGCCUGAUUCGUAAGCCAGCCUCAUUCAUGACGAGCAUCUGUGACGAGCGAGGCCAGGAGCUCAUCUACGCUGGCAUGCCCAUCACUGAGGUAUUUAAAGAGGAGAUGGGCCUGGGAGGAGUGCUGGGCUUGCUCUGGUUCCAGCGCAGGUUGCCACGGUACGCCUGCCAGUUCAUUGAGAUGUGCCUGAUGGUGACUGCUGAUCACGGGCCUGCCGUCUCUGGUGCACACAACACAAUUGUUUGUGCUCGUGCUGGCAAAGAUCUCAUCUCAAGCCUUACUUCUGGCCUACUCACCAUUGGUGACCGCUUUGGAGGGGCACUGGAUGCUGCUGCAAAGCAGUUCAGCAAAGCGUUUGACAGCGGCAUGCUGCCCAUGGAGUUUGUUAACAAGAUGAAGAAGGAUGGCAAGCUCAUCAUGGGGAUUGGACACAGGGUCAAAUCAAUCAACAAUCCUGACAUGCGGGUGCAGAUUCUGAAGGACUUUGUUAAGCAGCAUUUCCCCUCCACCCAGCUCCUCGAUUAUGCCCUUGAUGUAGAGAAGAUCACCACCUCAAAGAAACCUAACUUGAUUCUUAACGUGGAUGGUUUUAUUGGCGUUGCAUUUGUGGAUCUUCUUAGGACAUGUGGAGGCUUCACAAGAGACGAAGCUGACGAGUUUGUGGAAAUUGGUGCAUUGAAUGGGAUCUUUGUCCUCGGCCGUAGUAUGGGCUUUAUUGGGCAUUAUCUGGACCAGAAGAGGCUGAAACAGGGUCUAUACCGCCACCCAUGGGAUGACAUCUCCUACGUACUCCCUGAACACAUGUCCAUGUAAACCCAACGCUGGAGAGUCUCCAGACGCGACUGUGUGGCAGCAUCAUCUCACUUAACAUAUCUGUAUUAUUCAAUUAUGACAACAGUUGCUGCAGGAAAGAGAGAUAUUCUAGAAAGAGCAAGAGUGGGGGAAAUGGGUGGAACUUUCAGAUCUACAUUAAUGAAAGAGAAAAGGGGAAGUCUAUUUUUAGAUUUAAUAUUUGUCAAAUUAUUUAAAACGUUUAGAGACAUAACUUAUUCACUUUUGGAUAAAGAGCUGAACCUUGCAGUUUACAGGUUAACCAGUACGAAAUCAGUCAGUACGUAAAAUAAAAAACGGUUUUGUGUAAACGGUACAAGAGCAGGAUUAAAAUGGCAUUUUCAUCUUCCUGUUAAAUUAUAGGCUGGAUAGUUAAGAUGCAUGAGCAGCUCCCUUUGAGAAAUCACUUUAAGCAAUACGGUAAUAUGACUUUUUAUACUACUUAAAGAUAUUGACCAUGAUUUAGUGUGAGCAGCCUCUGUCUGCUUUAGGCCACGAGAAAGUGUGCUUAAGUGAGCUUUUUGGCUUUAUGAGCACUGCACUUUGAACAUUUGCAGAUAUAGAUGUUUUAGUUUUUUUGUUGUUUUUUUUUUAAUAGCUUUUCCAGACUUCAAUUCCACUGAGGGGGAAAAUAAGUAUUGCAAUGUCAACCAAAAUUAUUUUUUCAAAGAACAGUCUUGUGGGAGAUGUUCCAUAUCUUGUGAAAGAAGGCAUCAUAGCGAAUUGAACGAAUGAAUUGAACUUGUCAUCUGCCCUUUGUCUCUUGAGGUUCAUCAGCUACUAUGAACUGGAUGCCACUGUGGAGUGUUUGAUCCUGAGGAGUCUUUUCAUGCAAAGUCUGAAUUGAACUACUUGCACUGUGACUCUAAAUAACCAUAUCAAAACAUUUUUAAAUGGGAAGAUCCCAAGGGGGCAAACAAAAUGCUUCAUGAAUGUGCCCUAUGAGUCUUGAGGGCAUCUUUUCGGUGAGGGACCAUGAAGGCAGUUUGUUUUAUUUUGGGGAACUACUGCAGGAAAAAAAAAAACAGGUGAUGGUUAUGUAAAGAAGAUGUCAAACUUAAGCUGAAGUCUUGAUGCCAGCUCACAAACGCUCGUUACUGCUUGUUGCAAUGCCUGCUGUGUUUGGUCUUUGUUUUGCCGCUUUUAUUUAACUGUGAAAAAAUGCUUUUUGUAAUAUUCUGUCUUAUGUUAGACUGUCAGCGGUAUAAUAAUAAAGGUACUUAUUAUACUUUU